CUUCUACUCGCUUACUAGACGUUAUUUUACAAUGUUGGGUAAAAACAUCGGAACAAAAGUAGAUGCGCGCUUUAUGAGUGCGCAGUACAAAGCUUACUUGUCACAAGGAGAUAAGAAAAAGACGGAUUUAGUGCCAGCGAGGGCACCGACGAAAAAGUUGAAAGGAAAAGCGCAAAAACGAGCCGAGAUGAGACGGAAAGGAAUCUUUGUGCAAGCAGAUAGUAGCGAAUUUGACAACACUAUUAUGGAAAAGCCGAGCUCAAGAGUACGGCCUUAUGUGCUCAGAGCUAAAAAUCGCAAAUUGAGAUGGAAACAGCAUCUUCAGAAGAUUGUUGGAAUACCUAUGAGUGAAGAAAGUAGUGCGAGUGUGAGCAGUAGCGCUGGGAAAAGUGGUGAAAAGUCAGAAAAAACGCUAGAUGCAUCAACGACGCAAUCCACUAUAGAAGAAUCUCGUAAACCAAAGAAGAAGAAGCCCAAGAAAAAAAAGGUGCUUGAAGUCAAAGAAAAGCAGCCGCAAAAGGUGCGGUUCAACGAAAAGGAUGAACGGACAACCAGGCUUCCACCUACAAAUUGGGAGGGUUUUAUCCCUAGCGAGAAGGUGCGGUUCAACGAAAAGGAUGAACGGACAACCAGGCUUCCACCUACAAAUUGGGAGGGUUUUAUCCCUAGCGAGAAGGUGCGGUUCAACGAAAAGGAUGAACGGACAACCAGGCUUCCACCUACAAAUUGGGAGGGUUUUAUCCCUAGCGAGAAGGCUACUAGCGUAAGUGUAAAGAAGCAAGCAUCCAGGACAACAAUGUUGGAAGAUGUUUUUGCACCUCUGGAGGAGGAUGUUGAUCUGACAAAGAUCUUGGUAGACUUCAACGCAGAAAAUAUGGCUGACGUCGGAGCUGGAGACAAGCGAUUUCUCAAGGCUGCAAACAAAAUCCUACGAACUGCAUACAGGGACAAGGCCUUUGAGAAAACCCUCACCAAAGCCGAAAAUGACGUUUUAGCGAAAUUUUUCUCAGGAAAAAUUCCCUAUGAUGCAUAUGUUCUUCACACUUUGGAUACGGUUCUUGACAAGACCAUCGAUUAUUUUCGCGAAAAUAAGACGAAGAUCAGUCCUGAAGUAGAAGAAAUUAUUGCAAAGAGGGAAGCACUCAAAGCAGCCAUGCUUGAAACCAUGCUGACUGUGCCGAGAUUUCUUCCUAGUGACUGGGUAAAACAAUUUGAAGUCUACCAACAGGAGGCUCUAAGAGAGACAAGCGGCAUCAACUGGGCUCGGAUAGUAUUAUUCUAUCCUAAGUACAGGACAUUCGAAGAUGGGGAAGCAGAUAUUUUUGGGAAUUUUACCCCGGCGUAGUCAUUGGCUCAUGGGCGUCGUUUUUGGACCUUUGGAUUCGAAAACGUUUGAAGAAGUGGACAGAGAAAUCAAGAGUCAGGGAUUCUACCUGGAUACAAAUAUCAUAGCGAAUGCCAAGGACAUGGACCUUCCACCAUCGGCAAAUCCAUCAACCAUCGAUGCUACAGCUGAUACCACCGCAAGAUUAUAUGUUACACCACAGACUUUCCAUUGAAUGCCUUAAACAUAUGACUAAGAUUUUAAUCCGUUUCAUUACCUUGUAAUAGAUUUAAUCAAGAACAUAUUGAAUUGGUUAAUUAGAAUACUACGUGAUCUGAUGAAUCUAUUACAAAAAUCCUUGUGAUACUCGUUGUACUUGUCAUUACUAACUAAAAGCACCCAGCAUUGUAUUCUACUCCGAAUAAAUCUGCUACUCACUG
This is a messenger RNA of Cylicocyclus nassatus, 1764 nucleotides long. Lineage: Eukaryota; Metazoa; Nematoda; Chromadorea; Rhabditida; Strongylidae. The record is from the annotation of a GenBank genome assembly.